UGCUCUGGCUCCUCCCCCUCAGUGACAUCGUCCUGCCCUCCCUCCACCUCCUAGGGCUGCUUGUCGGCUCAGGGAGCAGGGAGGCUGCAGGGACCCUCCCGGUGACUCCGGAGACAUGGGGCCGUGGCACUGGCUGCCCUGGCUCUGCCUGGCGCUGCCCCCAGGCCUGGGCCAUGACCCCAGCGGCCCCGAGCCCCAGCAGGUGCAUCUCUCCUACCCAGGUGACCCCGGGGCCAUGACGGUGACGUGGGCGACGCUGGCACCGGCCGGCUCCGUGGUGCGGUUCGGGCAGGCGCCGGGGCCGGAGCUGCCGUGGCAGGCGACGGGCUCGACCCAGCGCUUCGUGGACGGCGGCUUCCUGCGCCGCGUCCUCUACAUGCACCGCGUCACUCUGCGCGGGCUGGUCCCCGGGCAGCGCUACGUGUACCGCUGCGGCAGCCAGGAGGGCUGGAGCCGGCGCUUCCAGUUCCGGGCACUGCGGAACGGCACGGCCUGGAGCCCGCGCGUGGCCGUCUACGGGGACAUGGGCCUGGAAAACCCCCGCGCGCUGCCCCGGCUGCAGCGCGAGGCCCGCGCCGGCCUCUACGAUGCUGUCCUGCACGUGGGGGACUUCGCCUACGACAUGGACUGGAACGACGCCCGCGUGGGGGACGCCUUCAUGCGCCGCGUGGAGCCGCUGGCGGCCACGGUGCCCUACAUGACCUGCCCCGGCAACCAUGAGCAGAAGUACAACUUCUCCAACUACCGGGCCCGGUUCAGCAUGCCCGGGGACACGGAGGGGCUGUGGUACAGCUGGGACCUGGGCCCUGCCCACAUCAUCUCCUUCUCCACUGAGGUUUACUUCUUCUUCAUCCGCUACGGCCUGAACCUCGUGCGCAAGCAGUACCAGUGGCUGGAGCAGGACCUGAAGGAGGCCUCGAGCCCGGCCCGGCGCCGCAAGCACCCCUGGAUCAUCACCAUGGGGCACCGGCCCAUGUACUGCUCCAACAACGACUGGGACGACUGCACCCGGCACGAGAGCGUCGUUCGCCGCGGGCUGCUGGGGUUCUAUGGCCUGGAGAAGCUCUUCUAUAAAUACGGCGUCGACCUGGAGUUCUGGGCCCACGAACACUCCUACGAGCGGCUCUGGCCGGUCUACGAUUAUCAGGUCUACAACGGCAGCACGGAGGCCCCGUACACCAACCCCCGCGCCCCCGUCCACAUCAUCGUUGGCUCGGCUGGCUGCCGGGAGCGGCUGGACCCCUUCGUGCCGGCGCCGCGGGGCUGGAGCGCGCGGCGGAUCGAGGACUACGGCUCGGCCCGGCUGCACCUGCUCAACCGCACCCACCUGCACCUGCAGCAGGUCUCCGACGACCAGGACGGGAAGGUGGUGGACGAGAUGUGGCUGAUCAAGGAGCUGCACGGCCCCGAGGCCUGGGGCUGAGCGCGGGCGGCUCCCCGAGACACCGGGCGCACACGCUGCCGCCCCGCACAGGAGCUGGCGGGAAACUGAGGCAGGGGCUUGAUCUCCCGCGGGGCGGGGGGGGGGGGGCCGGGCCCACCCGGGACAUUCAAGCACUAAACACUGAUGUUAAUUAGCUGGGAUGCUAAUUUAAGACAUUAAAGACUGAUGUUAAUUA
Alligator mississippiensis (American alligator) is the source of this 1619-nucleotide messenger RNA. RefSeq names its product acid phosphatase 7, tartrate resistant (putative) (gene ACP7). The record is from RefSeq and is a predicted model, not a curated record. The coding region runs from base 116 to 1423 and encodes 435 amino acids. Gene Ontology annotation, molecular function: metal ion binding; acid phosphatase activity. NCBI's taxonomy places the organism in Eukaryota, Metazoa, Chordata, Crocodylia, Alligatoridae. The transcript is spliced from 14 exons.